AAGCAUGAAAGAUUCCAACGCAGAUCUAUUUGAUCCUCGAACCAUCAUGGAUUCCGAUUUUUCUCCUGGCCUUCAUGCCACCCCCGAGGGGGAUUUUGGUUUUGCAUUUAAUGACAGCAAUUUCUCUGAUCGAAUUCUUCGGAUUGAGAUCAUGUCUGGACUGCCGGAGAACAAAUCUGACGUUGAUGGUUUCAACUCCAUCGCUGAUUGGGCUAGGAAUCGGAAGCGAAGAAGAGAGGACAUCAAGAAGGAAAAUGCUACAGAUUUUUCUGUGUUCCCUGAGGAGGAGCAGAUUUUGAACAUUGGCCAGCCUGAUACGGAGGAUGGGUUGACCUAUGAAAAUCAAGAUGAGGAAGUUAUGGCCAUGAUUGAAGAGUCACCUUCAGGUGAUGAGGCUGCAGACAGAUGUCCCACAUCUCCUUGCGGCUGUGUAAUACAAAUAUUGAAACAUCUUAUUACUUUCAUAGGUCAUGGGGCUGCACACAGCAAUGAUUCGUCCUGGAGCAUGGAUUGUACAACAGUUCUGAGAGCCAAGACCAUACACAUCAGUUCUCCCAUUUUAGCAGCAAAAAGUCCUUUUUUCUACAAGCUAUUCUCAAAUGGAAUGAGAGAAUCAGAACAGAGACAUGUAACUUUGCGGAUCAAUGCCUCUGAGGAAGAUGCACUCAUGGAGCUCCUUAAAUUUAUGUACAGCAAUACCCUAUCAACAACGACAGCACCUGCUUUGCUGGAUGUGCUGAUGGCUGCAGACAAAUUCGAGGUAGCUUCAUGCAUGAGGUACUGCAGCCGUCUACUACGGACCCUCCCCAUGACACCUGAGUCAGCAUUACUCUAUCUGGAGCUCCCUUCCAGUGUUUUAAUGGCUGAAGCAGUUCAGCCUUUGACUGAUGCAGCAAAGCAAUACCUUGCUGCACGUUACAAGGACAUAACCAAGUUUCAAGAAGAAGUGUUGAGCUUGCCGUUAGCAGGAAUUGAGGCUGUUCUGUCCAGUGAUAAUCUCCAGGUGGCAUCAGAAGAUUCGGUCUAUGACUUUGUGCUGAAAUGGGCCCGAGCCCACUACCCCAAACUGGAGGAGCGACGGGAGAUCUUGGGCUCACGCCUGGGCCGCCUCAUCCGCUUCCCUUGCAUGACUUGCAGGAAGCUGAAGAAGGUCCUCACCUGCAAUGACUUCGAUCAUGAACUGGCAUCGAAAGUUGUUCUCGAAGCCCUUUUUUUCAAGGCUGAGGCCCCUCAUCGGCAGCAUUCCUUGGCCGCUGAGGAGGCUGCUGCCACCAACUGUCGUUUUGUGGAGAGGGCGUACAAGUACCGUCCAGUUAAGGUGGUGGAAUUUGAGCUGCCAAGGCAGCAGUGUGUGGUGUACUUGGACUUGAAGAGGGAGGAGUGCACAAAGCUGUUUCCAUCUGGGAGAGUCUAUUCACAGGCGUUUCACCUAGGUGGGCAGGGUUUCUUCUUGUCAGCUCACUGUAAUAUGGAUCAGCAGAGCUCGUUCCACUGCUUUGGGCUAUUUUUAGGGAUGCAGGAGAAGGGCUCUGUGAGCUUCGCAGUGGAUUAUGAGUUUGCAGCAAGGUCAAAGCCUAAGGAGGAGUAUGUGAGCAAAUACAAAGGCAACUACACUUUCACAGGGGGGAAGGCAGUUGGGUACAGAAACCUGUUUGCCAUGGCAUGGACAUCUUUCAUGGCUGAUGACAGUCUUUACUUCAUCAAUGACAUUCUCCACCUCAGAGCAGAGCUAACCAUUAAGCACUAACUCAGAUUGGAGCCAUACUGCAGCUUCCCUAAUAUUACUGGAUUGAUUUGGUUUCUUUAGGCCAAGCAGAACACUCAAAAUA
Molecule: messenger RNA, 1829 nt
Organism: Telopea speciosissima
Lineage: Eukaryota; Viridiplantae; Streptophyta; Magnoliopsida; Proteales; Proteaceae
Product: BTB/POZ domain-containing protein POB1-like
Exons: 6
Coding region: 5-1747 (580 amino acids)
Biological process (GO): response to red light
Cellular component (GO): nucleus
Molecular function (GO): protein binding
Source: RefSeq, a predicted model, not a curated record